Molecule: messenger RNA, 939 nt
Organism: Anthostomella pinea
Lineage: Eukaryota; Fungi; Ascomycota; Sordariomycetes; Xylariales; Xylariaceae
Source: the annotation of a GenBank genome assembly
AUGGCCAUCGACCCGAUCAUAGAGGCCGCCUUCGGGCCACCACCGGAAAACAUCGACCUCGAUCAAAGUCGCGUCAUGACCAACACUGUUAUUGCUACAGUGCUUCUCAUCGUAGCCGCAGUUGCCGUCAUCCUGAGACUAUGGGUCAGGAGGAUCAAAGGGGCUGAGCUCGGACCAGAUGACUGGGCCAUCAUAGCUGGAUUGUUCUUCAAUGCUGGUUCUGCCGGCAUGGUUAUCCCUACAGAUGCGUAUGGGUCCGGGCAACACGUGUGGGCCAUAUCGUCCUUACAGUUGGUGACGGCAGCCAAGAUUCUAUUCUUCUAUACCUUCGUCCUCGGCUUUUGUGUCUCUUUCAACAAGCUAUCGGUCCUUUUAUUUUUCAACCGACUAUUCAGCUUUGGUGGAGCCAAGGGAACCUGCACCGUUGACACAGGGACGUUUUUCUGGACAUAUGGAGCUCUGAAUGCUUUCUUCGACUUCCUGAUACUAUUCUUGCCUAUCCUGUCGAUCUUGCGACUGCAGAUGUCAUCCAAGAAGAAGGCCGCUGUCUGCGGCAUAAUGCUUUUGGGCAGCUUCGUCUGUGUCACUGGUGUCGUUCGAACGUUGUACAUGUACAGAUUUGCCCACUCAGUCGAUAUUACUUGGCUGAUGGGUGAGAUCUGUGUUUGGUCAUCCAUUGAGCCGUCCGUCGGUAUUGUAUCCGCCUGCCUACCUAGCCUUGGGCCCCUUCUCGUCAAGCUUCGAGAAAGAGUGAUGAGCCAGCCCAGCUCCCGUACCUACGUCACUCACGAGUCGCAAGGGAGGCGAGGCGGGCAUUGGGGUCAACGAGGCUCUGCGGGGCUGAACUUCAAGAGCAUCCUCUCUCCUCGGUCCAAAGAAGACGAUGAGAUUCAACUCCACCACAUCUCCCAGACAUCAAGCGACACUGUCCAUCGGUAA